AUGGGGGCCGGCGCUGCAGGGCUCUGGCUGCGGGUCCGAGCUGAGCCCUGCCCGCCUGCCCGCAGCGACGACUAUCUGUCGGUGGAGGGGCCGCGCUGGAUGCCCGCCAUCUGCCAGGCCACGCGCUGGAAGCUCACGCCCAUGGGCAGGGACGCGGCGCCGCAGGCCUGGUACACGGGCCUGACCAACACGGACGCGCGCGAGGCCUGGUUCACCUUCCCGCGCUGCCUGCACCAGAUCUACCGCCAGGCGCACAGCCACUGGCACGGCUGCCACCGGCACCAGGAACGGGGCAUGCCCGCCGCCUACACCCAGCGCCUGCGCGAGACGGCCUGGUACGACCCGGUGCUGCCGUCCAAGUACCGGGACCCCAACACGCAGUGGAGCAGCGUGCUCUGGAGGGACCGGCCCCUGCGCGGCAAAGAGUUCGUGGUCGACAGGAACCGGUUCGGGGUGGACCUGCGGCCGGCGGGGCACGUGCCCCAGCUCUCGGCGCCCCAGCGGCCCCCCUACACCCUGCAGGACUUCCGGCACUGGAACCUGCGCCCCUACUGCCCAGCCACCGGGCGCCUGGCGCCCCCCGCCCACACUCCCACCCGCUGA
Messenger RNA from Sorex araneus (European shrew), 603 nucleotides. It is a transcript of the gene TEKTIP1, whose product is annotated as tektin bundle interacting protein 1. NCBI's taxonomy places the organism in Eukaryota, Metazoa, Chordata, Mammalia, Eulipotyphla, Soricidae. The record is from RefSeq and is a predicted model, not a curated record. The transcript is spliced from 3 exons. The coding region runs from base 1 to 603 and encodes 200 amino acids.